Piliocolobus tephrosceles (Ugandan red Colobus) is the source of this 3245-nucleotide messenger RNA. RefSeq names its product transmembrane protein 164 (gene TMEM164). The transcript has 8 exons. The record is from RefSeq and is a predicted model, not a curated record. Bases 420 to 1313 code for a protein of 297 amino acids. NCBI's taxonomy places the organism in Eukaryota, Metazoa, Chordata, Mammalia, Primates, Cercopithecidae.
GCGAGCGCCGCUGCUGCAGGGGGAGGAAGACGGGGAGGAGGAGCCGUGCGCCGCGGCGGCGGCCGCCAGGGGAACUGAGCGCCCGGCGCGGGGAGCGCGGGAGCGGAGCGGUAGCCCGAGCCGGGGCCGUGGGCCGAGCUGCUGAUUGGCCAACGGCUCCUUUCAACCCUGCCUCGUUGGUGGCCACUGGAGAAGCGCGGGGGGCUCCCCCAGACAGCCGUGGGGACAAGUUAGAGCCAGCACUUUACCCCGGGCCUUGCGUGUAGCUUCCCCUCCCCUACUCUCGGUGCCCUGGUGUCUGGAGGGAGGUUGUGGGGUGUGCCCGCCUUACAUGGUCCACCACCCGGGCAACCCUCUGGGCUUGUGUUCCAUCUCACUCUUGCCUCCUGCACUGUGGUCAAGGAGAACCACUUUGCAUCAUGUCCCGGUAUAGCUACCAGAGCCUCCUGGACUGGCUCUAUGGGGGCGUGGACCCCAGUUUUGCAGGCAAUGGGGGCCCCGACUGUGCUGCCUUCCUGUCUUGGCAGCAGCGGCUGCUGGAAAGUGUGGUGGUCCUGACCCUGGCCCUGUUGGAGAUCCUGGUGGCCCUGCGGCACAUCCUGAGGCAGACGAAGGAGGACGGUAGGGGUAGCCCUGGCAGCCAGCCAGAGCAGGUGACCCAGCGGCCAGAGGAAGGCAAGGAGAGCCUGAGCAAGAAUCUGCUCUUAGUAGCCCUGUGCCUGACCUUCGGGGUGGAGGUGGGCUUUAAGUUCGCCACCAAGACCGUCAUCUACCUGCUCAACCCCUGUCACCUGGUCACCAUGAUGCAUAUCUUUCUCCUGGCCUGCCCUCCAUGUCGGGGAGCUAUCGUCGUCUUCAAGCUACAGAUGCACAUGUUGAAUGGAGCUCUUCUGGCAUUGCUGUUUCCUGUGGUAAACACUCGGCUGCUCCCCUUUGAAUUGGAGAUUUACUACAUUCAGCAUGUUAUGCUCUACGUGGUACCCAUCUAUCUGCUUUGGAAAGGAGGUGCUUACACUCCAGAGCCCCUCAGCAGUUUCCGGUGGGCUCUUCUCUCAACUGGCCUCAUGUUCUUUUAUCACUUCAGCGUCUUGCAGAUCCUCGGCCUGGUCACCGAAGUGAAUUUGAACAACAUGCUGUGUCCGGCCAUCUCAGACCCAUUCUACGGCCCCUGGUAUCGCAUCUGGGCCUCGGGACACCAGACUCUCAUGACCAUGACCCACGGGAAGCUGGUCAUCCUGUUCUCAUACAUGGCUGGGCCCUUGUGUAAAUAUCUGCUGGAUUUGCUCCGGCUUCCAGCCAAGAAAAUAGACUGAAGCAUCCACCCAGGCCAGGCAAGCUUUCUGCUUCUUGACCAGAAGGGGACCCACUUUGUUGAGCUCUCUCUUGAGACAGAUGGUUCGUGGGACAUGAGAGGGAAGAGGCAGAGUAUACCUGCAUAAGGAAGCCCACUGUGCCAAAUGACAGGGAAGGAGUCAGACAAGCUAGGCCACCCAGCCCCAAUAGCUCUGGUUUCUUUCUUUCCCCAACAGCAGCCUGGCCAGACAACCCAGCCUGCUUCCCUGGGGAACUCCUAGGGCUAGUCAUUGCCAGAGGUGAAGUAAGCUGGCAGAAGUAGGGGUGGGGUGUGAAGCCCAACGUGUCCUGAACUCCCUGGGUUGAUGUGAGUGGCUGUCUGGCCCAUGCAGAAGAACACACUGAUUUCCCUACCUCCUCCAACAAGGUCGAAGAAGAGUCAGGUAGUAAGCCUUUCAAGGAAAAGCAGCACUUUGUCCUAGGGCACCCUGAGCCAUGGGCAUUUCACUGCAGUUAGGAAUUGCCACCAACAUCCCCUCAGUCCUGGCAGUCACUCAAAUUAAACUCUGCCCUUGUAACCUUUAGGCCAUCCUCUUCCAGAAGGGAAGAGGAGUGUCUGCAUAGUGAGAUCUAGGGAUACUUGGUCACAGGAAGCCGCUUUUGGACAUUUCUCCCCCAGAGAGCUUAGCAAGACAUGAUCAGCCUGGAUUACAGCUGCCCUCACGUAACUGGGUUAAAGUGUUGGCCUACUUAGGCCCCUCCUGCAGUGGCCUCCUUCAAAGCUGAUGAGGCCGAUUAGGGGGCUAUUUCUGAGAUCUCGUCAUGUACCCAGAAGCCUGAGGGCGGUCCUCCCCUGACUAGAAAGACAAUGACUAAGGCUGGACAGCCAAGGGCAGAGUGAGAUUUGCCCAUAGGAGAGCAUUGCCGUCAGAACUCAUGCAUUCUUGUAAGAGAACCAAAUAAUAUCAAGGCUGAGUCCCUGGAUUUUGAACUUCAAAAACCAAACCAACCAAUCAGUUUUCAGGGAUAGGCCUAGUCCUACACCUUUGCCAUCUUCAGAGCUAAAGAGAGAUAGCAGAUCGCCAAAAUAAAAUCUUCAAUUAUAGUUGUAGUCACUAGCCUCCACUCAGUAGGUUCUGUGCAUUUGAGAUUGUUAACUAACCUCUGAGCCUCAGUUUGCUCAUCUACAAAAUGGCAAUAAUGAUAGCAUCUACUUCAUAGGCUAUCGUGAGGAUUGAAAAGAAAAGGCACAUAAGGCACUUGGCACAGUACCUGGCAGCACAUUCGUUAGAUACCACCACUACCAUCACCACAACCAUUACCACCACCAUUGUCACCAUCAUCAUCCUCAUCAAGACAACAGUGAACGGGAAAAGCUCAGUCUCUGGAGCCUGACAAACUUGGUUUGAAUCCUGACUUUGCCACUUCAUAGUUAGGUGGCCUCAGAUAAGUGACAACUUCCUUGAACUUGAUUCUUAUUCUGUCAAAUGGGAAACUCAUAAGGCUAUUGAAAAGUGUAUAACAUGGUUCUCCACAGUAAGCACUCAAUAAAUGUUAGCUAUUAUAAUUAUUAAAAAGGAGUGGUCAAGGUCAGUGGUUGCCAGGUGUUAGGAGGAUACGGAGAUGAAUGGGCUAAUAAGCACAGAGGAUUUCUAGGGCAAUGAGACUACUAUUCUGUAUAAUACUAUAAUGGCGGAUACAUUUCAUUAUGUAGUUGUCAAAACUCAUAGAAUAUACAAUACCAAAAGUGAACCCUAAUGUAAACUUUGGACUUUGGAUGAUAAUGAUGUAUCACCGUAGGUUCAUCAGUUGUAACAAAUGUGCCACUCUGAUGCAGGAUGUUGAUAGUGGGGUAGGCUGUGUGUGUGGUGGGUAUAUAGGAAAUAUAGGGGAACCCUGUAUACAUUUUGCUCAAUUUUGCUGUGAACCUAAAACUUCUCUGAAAAAUAAAA